UGAGGGGAAGAGGCGGGGGCGUGUCUCACGGUCCAAGGGUCCCAUUUGGGGGGGCGUGUCCGGGCUGGCCGCCAGGGGGGUGUAACGGUCACUUAGCCUCAGAGGUGAAGUCCGCUCAGCUGCCGGCCCCCGCUGCCUCGCUCGUCCUCGGCGCCGCCAUGGCGGGGGGUCUAGAUUCGCUGGAGAAAUGCCUGGAGCGGCACCUCCCCCCCGAGGAGCUCGGCGAAGUGAAGCGGAUCCUCUACGGGAACCUGAGCAGAACACUUGCCUUGCCGGCUGCGGCGCUGUCGGCCGCGAGCCAGAGGGCGUUUGAGCUGCAGGGCUGUGGAUUUGGCGCUGCGCCCGAGCAGCUGAGGCAGCCCCGUGUUGUUCGCGUGGGGCUGGUUCAGAAUCAAAUCCCCCUGCCCACAGACACGCCCGUGGCGGAACAGGUGGCUGCACUGCACAGGCGAAUAGAGGAGAUUGUGGAGGUUGCUGCAAUGUGUGGGGUCAAUGUGAUCUGCUUUCAAGAGGCUUGGACUAUGCCCUUUGCAUUCUGUACAAGAGAGAAGCUUCCAUGGACUGAAUUUGCUGAGUCAGCAGAGGAUGGUCUGACAACAAGGUUCUGCCAGAAGCUGGCAAAGAAGCACAAUAUGGUUGUGGUGUCUCCAAUUCUGGAGAGAGAUGAUGUACAUGGAGGAACUUUGUGGAACACUGCAGUGGUGAUUUCAAACUCUGGAUCUGUCCUUGGGAAGAGCAGGAAAAAUCACAUUCCAAGGAUUGGAGAUUUCAAUGAGUCUACUUACUAUAUGGAGGGCAACACAGGGCACCCUGUGUUCCAGACUCAAUUUGGAAGGAUUGCUGUGAAUAUCUGUUUUGGGCGCCAUCACCCCCUGAACUGGCUCAUGUACAGUCUAAAUGGAGCAGAGAUUAUCUUUAACCCUUCAGCUACUACUGGAGAACUCAGCGAGUCACUGUGGCCAAUUGAAGCAAGAAAUGCAGCUAUUGCUAACCACUGUUUUACAUGUGCCAUAAACCGAGUUGGAACGGAAUACUACGUGAAUGCAUUUACAUCUGGAGAUGGUGGGAAAGCCCACCAUGACUUGGGAUAUUUUUAUGGCUCGAGUUAUGUGGCUGCGCCAGAUGGUAGUCGGACACCUGGACUUUCUCGCACACAGGAUGGGCUUUUGGUGACUGAGGUGGAUCUAAACCUUUGCAGGCAAGUCAGUGACAAAUGGAGUUUUAAGAUGACUGGUAGAUACAAGAUGUAUGCAGAGGAACUCAUGAAGGCUGUCCAACUUAACUUUGCACCCAAUAUUAUUAAAGAGUAGCUGUGACGGUGUCCUCUGGUAGGAGAGCUCUUACACCAAGGUGAUAGCAUCUCCUCCUUUACAAAACAAAAGUGAUCUAUGUAUGUUAGUCUGCAAAAGUCUCCAUCUUCUAUUAUCUUACAGUUGGUACUGCAACUGAAACUUGGCAAGUGCAGGUACAGUCACUGCCAGUCAAAACUUACUAUACAUUUUUAUAAAGCACUUACUGCAAAGCGAUGAGCAAAUGAUAGCGGGCUGGGUGAGGAACUCACCUGGUCAGAUUUAGCUUAAAUUCUGAAAUGUGCAUUAUACUGUAUGAGUGUUGGUGAUAUAGCAUAUACAAAACCAAUCUGGCCCUGAGGAAAUGCUAGUGCACUUUCCCUACAUGCUUUGUUUCAGUGGGAUAAAAAUGUCAACACUUAAAAGCUUUGUCUGAGACUUUCUGACACCUGUCUCCUUUUCUUUGUAUGCCAAAUCAGUCCUAUCAGAAGAGUAUCAGGAAUACAAGCAUUGACUCUUGGUACUUCCCAAAAGGAAGCGCUAGAUAAGGAACUGACUGUAUUUCCCCUCACUUCACAUGAUAACUUUACAUUGUUAUAAGUGGCUGAACGCCCGUGCUGUCACACAGGUGUAAUUUGUUAAGUCAUGUUUAUGAAAAAGCCCAAAAUGGCUCUAAACAAAAACUACCAUCUGCUAUUCUUGUAGCUGUUUCCAUUGCUUCAUAUUGCUGCAGACGGGGGGAGGAAUAGCUCAGUGGUUUGAGCAUUGGCCAGCUAAACCCAGGGUUGUGAGUUCAAUCCUUGAGGGGGCCAUUUAGGGAACUGGGGUAAAAAUCUGUCUGGGGAUUGGUCCUGCUUUGAGUAGGGGGUUGGACUAGAUGACCUUCCGAGGUCCCUUCCAGUCCUAGAAUUUAUGAAUCUAUGAUUCUAAGCUUCAGAGUGGUGUUUGGGGUUAGUGGUGUGUGCUGGUUGUGUCUAUUUGUGUGGGUUAUGUUGUGCUAGGAGAUUUAUGUUGAUUUUUGUGGCUGUGGCAAUUGGGCCAGGUAAUCCAGCAUCUGUGCAGUUUCCCUAGUACAACCAAUGAAAUUAUUGCAUGCAAAUUAGCUGUAGAGUAAGGUGGUUGUGUUACCUCUGAUAUUACAAUGGUCUAGAACCCUCGGCAUAGCAUAGAGAUGCAUGCCUUACUAUAGCUGUACACCACCCAGGUGUAAUACGUAAGGUCAAAAUGGCUGAGAACUUAAAAAUUGGAUGGUAGUAGGCCAUGAAACUCAGUGAUGAUGGAACCUGGUGAUAUUGUAAACAGAGCUUUCAAGCCAUGCUUGGACCUGUUUCCAUUGCUUCACACUGACUCAACAGACAUUUUAGGCUUCAGAGUGCCAUUCCUAGAAUCUUACUAUAUGGAUGCUGCCACACUACGUAUUUCAGCUUGUGGACAUUGUACCUCUUAGGUUAUUUAUCUUGCUGGGGAGGUAAUGACCUUAGCAUUGCUGUUCCACCAUCUGACUCCUUAGAGCCAGGGUACCCAACAUAUGGCCCAUAAUCCUACACAGCCCACCAGAGCAUUCAUAAGGCUGCAGCGGGGCUCAGACUAUCAGCCCCAGGUGGCGGGACUCCUGCUGUCGGCUGAAAUCUUAUUAAGAUAUGUAGAAUCUGUUUGGCCCACACAAGUGUGCUUAGGUUUAUGUGGUCUUCUAGGAUAAUAAGGUUGGGCACCAUUGCCUCAAGAGAAUUGGUGUAUCUAAAUUGGUGGUUUAAAAAAAUGAACUGCAUGUCCUAUGUAUUAGUUUUACACGGGAAAAUACGGAAGGAAAAGGUCUGGCAAAAAACAGAGUGGUUGAAGUUAGGAUCUUAUGUCGGUGCCCAAAUAAGGAUUUAGGAGCCUAAUUUUUGGCAACCAUAUUUUAAAAGUCUUGGCCUCUGUCCUGUAAAAAAAGAUUUAAAAUGAAAUGUGUAUGGUUUGGCUUGACUUAGUAAAGAUAAAAGGAGCCUGGGGGCUAUUCAAAGGUUUUUCAAGGAUAAGUAAUUUAUUUAAAGUGAGCCAAGGGUCUAAAAGUAUAAAGGAUGGAAUAAAAAUAAGAAAAAGAUUUGUUUGUAGAAUUCCCAAUAAAAAAAUUUAGUGGUAGAAUUUUCUUAAGAGAAUUGGUGGAAGUUCCCUUGUUUGGGACACUUAUGACAAGUGAUCAGUAAACAGAGUGUGAGAAAGUAAUCCUACAACGGCAAGGGAUAGCACUGGGUACUUUUGUAGACCUUUUCCAGUGCUAAAACCAAACUUGUCUGUAAUACCAGAGUAACUCCAUUGAAAUCAAAGGCAUUAUUCUCUUUUAUACUAAUAAAUUUUAGUUCAGAAUCUAGCUCUUAAUAUCCAAUUUGUAUCUUAACCAUCUUAAUGCUCUACAAUUUAAAAAAUCUCAGUCAAGCAGGAUUAAAUGCUACACAUUCUAUUAGGGCUUUAAUCUAAACUCCAUGAAGCUAUUAUGAAUGUUGCUUUCUAGAGCAUUGAUUAGUUUGGCCGUGAAGGACAGACAGCUUUGUAGCGAGACAUCUUUUUAAAUUACUGCCAAGCCAAAAAGAACUCUAACAGUGUUCAGUACUUUGUAAUGGAAUGUAUUACUAUUGCAGACUUUCAUAGCACUUCAGGAUUUUGUCGUCUUAUGUUCCUGUAGCCAGUUUUUAAAUACAGGAAACUAAAGCUUCUAAGCAGGGCCCCAAAUUACAUGAACAAAAAAAAGUAAGAAGGCUGCCUAGGAAGUUUUUUCUGUAGUAUAGGUGAGUAGCUUCCAACCUUCAGUCCAGUGACUGUUCCACUGGAAAUACAACCAUUGCAUAAUCCAUGAGUAUAACAAAUGAUAGUGGAAUUCAUUCAUAUCACAUGCAGGAACAGACCAUGUGAUGUGAGUGGGGAAAAAGGGGGAUCAGUAGUGAGAAAGAAAUGUAAUAUUUUUAAGCUUUGUUCAUAACAUGCAUUGGAUCUGUCUGCUCACUUUUACUUUUUCCUGUCUCUCCCCGUGUCACACCCACAGUAAGCACUUAAUCCAAGCAGCACAAGAAAGCAGGGAACCCCAGCUCUGUGGCAAAACAAACUGCCUGAAAUGCUUGUAAGCAGCAGGACUGGUUCUCUCUCUGCAGGGGGGUAUUUCUGCCUAUCUUCUGUUAUCUCUCUCUAUACCACCACCUCCAGGUUGAGAUUUGGCCAUAUUUAUUUUUUAUACAAAUUAACUGUAGAGUCUGGGAUUUCAUUGCUUUCCUUCUAUUGUUUUGUAUUAUAAAGCAUUUAAUACAGCCCACCUAGAACCGGAUAGUGGCCCCCAAACAGGACGUGACCUAUUAGUUGGGAAUCAUUGGUGCAGAUAAGGCUUCUGUGUAUUGAUCCCAUUAAAAGUAUGUAAACACUAACAAAGGAAACUAUUGCAAGGAUGAUAACAUGUUAUGGUUUAUCACAUAGUUUGACCUUGCAGCAGUUUAGCACAUAUACCAACCCCAUACCGUACCACCAUAGUUCAACAAAUGCCUUUGGGUACUCCUGUAGUACCCAGUAAUGGUGCUAGAGGCACAGAGCCUUUUAAGGAACCUCCAAAAGCCCAGCAUGGCAUUGUGAGAUGGAAUUAGAAGAAAUUGGUGUAGAUUGCACCAGUGCAGAGCUGAAGAUCUCAACCAAAGAGUUGCACUCAGCUAGGAUACUCACUGGUUGUGUGAUGCCUAAGACAACUGUAGUGUGUGGAUAGCAAUGGUACAUGGAAUGCUUUGAGCUUGGAAUAUAACCAGUUUUGCUUCCCUUUUUGUUUGCCUAGUAUAGUCUGAUGUAGUGAUGUGUGUGGGAAAAGUGAAAGGAAUAUGAACCUAAAUCCUAAUGACCGCAUACCCACAGCUGAAGUAAAUAUUUGUCUCUUAAGAGUUUCAAAAUGGCAGUUUCAGCUAAUUGUAUCAUUUCUAGUUUAAUACAUACUUCUUUUAAAGAUCUUGACACAUUUUUGCAUAAUAAACUGGUUGACAAAUACAGCUGCUACACUGUGCUAUGGGGUUCACUUAAAACCUUUAUUGAGAAUGGCUCAAUUACAGACAAAAUAUAUUUAUGUAUAAAAUUUCUCUGCAUGUAAAAUAUCCCUUUCUUUGCUGUGGACGAUAUGAAUAAAACAAGAUAUUACACA
Messenger RNA from Trachemys scripta elegans, 5433 nucleotides. It is a transcript of the gene UPB1, whose product is annotated as beta-ureidopropionase 1. Lineage: Eukaryota; Metazoa; Chordata; Testudines; Emydidae. Gene Ontology annotation, molecular function: beta-ureidopropionase activity. Bases 159 to 1310 code for a protein of 383 amino acids. The transcript has 11 exons. The record is from RefSeq and is a predicted model, not a curated record.